CAUAAUCCAACUAUAAAAACUGCAUUCGGACCACAACAGUCCUUGGCUACUGCCCUUAAUCCUUUACUUACCCUUUCUCCUUUCCUCAAGGAUAACAUUCCCUCUUCAACCCCAUGGAUUUCAUGCAAACCCAUCUCAGCGUCAAUCCCAGCUCUCCCUGUUUCCCACUUCACUCCACAGAGAGGACUGCUUGCACCAUCUGUUUCCUUCAAUCCUUCAGGAAAUUUUGACCUCUCCUUUUAUGGUGAUGCGGAUGAUUCCACUCAAGUAGAGCCUCCAAUGCCUCCAAGUGAAGGUCGAAUUGAAGUGAUUAUUGAUAAUGAUGUUAUAAGCCGGCUUGAUUUGUCCCCAUUUCAGAAUGCUACAGGAAUCACUUCACCUUUAUCUGCUGAACCAAAAGAGUAUCUGGAAAAGACAAUAGGGUUUACAAUUAAUUAUAGGAUGAGAGAUACAUGGGAUAUUCUUUGUAGUUCGAAACGAUUUCCAGUUGCCAUUGUUAACUUCAACUUGAAUAGCUUGGGCAAGUGUUCAACGGUUUACCCCAUCUGGUUUGUGGCGUGGGCUCGGAAGAUGUUGAUCAUGUUUUUCGCAAGUGUUCAACGGUUUACCCCAUCUGGUUUUCUUUGA
Messenger RNA from Hibiscus syriacus, 627 nucleotides. Its product is annotated as protein CHLORORESPIRATORY REDUCTION 6, chloroplastic-like. Gene Ontology annotation, cellular component: chloroplast. NCBI's taxonomy places the organism in Eukaryota, Viridiplantae, Streptophyta, Magnoliopsida, Malvales, Malvaceae. The transcript has 4 exons. The record is from RefSeq and is a predicted model, not a curated record. The annotation marks the transcript as partial. Gene Ontology annotation, biological process: NAD(P)H dehydrogenase complex assembly.